This is a messenger RNA of Gongylonema pulchrum, 579 nucleotides long. Lineage: Eukaryota; Metazoa; Nematoda; Chromadorea; Rhabditida; Gongylonematidae. The record is from the annotation of a GenBank genome assembly.
AUGAUUGAUGAAAUGAUUCAGAAUUUGCUUGCCGAGAGCGAGGAACUGAAGCCUAAGUUGGAGAUCCUGCGCAAACGGCUUGAGGAUAAAAUAGUCGCAAAUACGGCGCUCCCUAAAAGCAUCUGCCAGGAAGAACGUGCCACUGGCGAAAAAAACCUGAGAAGGGAACUGCGCAAAAAACGCAUCCUCGUGCCGGCGCCGGUACGCUUUUUAGUCUCAAUUAUAAAGCUUGAUGAAGAUAUUGGCGAGUUCAUUGGUUGCGGAAGUUUUGAUCACCCAUAUCCGGCAACAAAAGUGAUGUGGAUCCCGGAUCAGAAAGGAGCUUUCCCAGAUCUGAUUGCAACAACCGGCGAUUAUUUGCGGUUAUGGCGUGUAGGUGGCGAAGGAGGCGCUCAGAUUGAAGUUUUUUUGAAUAACAACCGAAGCAGCGAAUAUUGUGCCCCUUUGACGUCGUUUGACUGGAAUGAUGUGGAUGUUGGCCUCAUUGGCACUUCCAGUAUCGAUACGACUUGCACCAUUUGGCAAGUUGAGGUUAAUAAUCUUGCAUUCAAGAGGCUUCAGCGCACUGACGAUGAAUAA